AUUUUAUAAAAUUGAAUUUUCCAUUCUUGUUAAUGUGUGCUCCUUCAAAUCCUAUUUGUUAAUUCCAGUUACAAAUAUAGCUAUUGAUAAUAGUUAUUAAUUACACAAAUGGCCAUUAUAAGAUAUUAUCGUACACCUGCACUGAGUGAUCAGAAGACAAAACAAGUAUUAUCAAAACUGCAAAAGAUUAGUGGGCUGGUUCUUGAUUUAAAAACAGAAUUAUGUUAUCAUGUUGAAUUAGACCAGCAAUGUCCACAACUCAAAUCCGAGCAAUUGGAUAUUUUAAAAUGGCUUUUAGGACCCAUUUUUGUAGAACAAAAUACAAAGCCAGAGGAGUUUUCUGAUAUAAGUCAUUUACAACCGGGGCAUUGCAGCCUUUUGAUUGAAUGUGGACCUAGAUUCAAUUUCUCCACUGCUGAUUCGAGUAAUUCAGUUCAAUUUUGCCAAAAUGUUAACUUAAAAAAUGUUGUAAGAUUAGAAGUAUCAAAAAGAUACUUACUUAAUUUUUCAAAUAAACCAAAUGCUGAAAUUGAAAAACAAUUAUGUGCUUCUCUUUAUGAUCGAAUGACUGAAUGUGAAUAUACAACCAAAAAUUUGCCAAAGAAUAGUUUUGAUGAAGGUUUGCCAUUGAAAGAAGAUGUUUGGCAUGUCGUACCUGUUAUGAAAGAAGGCCGAAAGGCACUAGAGAAUAUUAAUGAUAAACUUGGUUUGGCCUUUGACAACUGGGAUUUAGAUUUUUACACCACUCUUUUCCAAGAUAAAUUAAAACGAGAUCCUACUACUGUUGAGUGUUUUGAUCUUGCUCAGAGCAAUUCUGAGCAUUCAAGGCACUGGUUUUUUAAAGGAAAAAUGAUCAUUGAUGGAAAAGAAGAAUCAGAUUCAUUAAUUGACAUGAUUAUCAAAACUCAGAAUCACACAAAUAAAAACAAUACAAUUGCUUUCAGCGAUAACAGCAGUGCCAUUAAAGGUUUCAAGCAUUUGGUUGUUGCUCCAAAAGUGCCUGGCCAACCAUGUGAGAUGGUAAAAAAAGAAAUAACAUCUGAUUUGAUUUUUACUGCAGAAACUCAUAACAUGCCAACUGCUGUCGCACCAUUUAGUGGAGCCACUACUGGUACAGGAGGCAGAAUUAGAGAUGUUGAAGGGGUUGGUAGGGGUGGCCAUACUAUAGCUGGUACUGCUGGUUAUAGCGUAGGAAAUCUUUUAAUACCAGGUUACGAUCUGCCAUGGGAAGACAAAAAAGCUGAAUAUCCAUCUAAAUUUGCUUCACCUCUAGAAAUCAUAAUUGAAGCCAGCAAUGGUGCUUCUGACUAUGGAAAUAAAUUUGGUGAACCGGUUAUUACUGGUUUUGCAAAUUCCUAUGGUCUCAUUAAUGCGAAUGGCGAAAGAGAAGAAUUUGUGAAACCCAUAAUGUUUAGUGGCGGUCUUGGUUUUAUGGAUAGCACAAUGACAAAUAAAUUUGAUCCAAUGCAAGGAAUGUUAUUGGUUAAAAUUGGUGGUCCGGUAUAUAGGAUUGGUGUGGGAGGUGGUGCAGCAAGUUCUGUUGAAGUACAAGGUGAUAACAAAGAGGAGCUGGACUUUGGAGCAGUGCAAAGAGGGGAUGCAGAAAUGGAACAGAAGUUAAAUCGUGUUGUCCGAGCAUGUAUUGAAUUAGGAGAUAAAAAUCCGAUACAGGCUAUUCACGAUCAAGGCGCUGGAGGCAAUGGAAAUGUACUUAAAGAGCUUGUUGAACCUGGUGCGGCAGGAGCCGUGAUCUUUGUUAAAGACUUCAAAUUAGGUGAUCCAACGAUAAGCGUGUUAGAGCUGUGGGGUGCUGAAUACCAAGAAAAUAAUGCUUUGUUAUGCAAACCUGAAGAUAGAGAAUUACUGACCAAUAUUUGCAACAGGGAACGUUGUCCUAUUAAUUUUGUUGGAAUUGUAACUGGUAAUGGCUAUGUCAGUUUAGUUGAAGACAGUAUUAAAAAUGCUGAUAAAUAUAUGGAUAGAAAAGCUAGAGAUUCCUGGGGUCCUGUACCUUUCGAUUUGCAUUUAGAUGCAGUUUUAGGUAAAAUGCCGCGUAAGGAAUUCAAUCUGAAUCGUUUAAAAAAUCCCGUGGUACCUUUGAAGUUGCCUGCAAAUUUAACCGUUAUGAAUUGCUUAGACCGUGUUCUAAGGUUACUACAUGUUGGCAGUAAAAGAUUUUUGACAAAUAAGGUCGAUAGAUGUGUAACAGGUUUAAUAGUUCAACAGCAAUGUGUGGGGCCUAUUCAUACACCACUUGCUGAUUAUGCUAUAGUUGCAGUAUCACAUUUAGGAAAUGAGGGAAUAGCAACAUCAAUAGGUUCUCAACCAAUCAAAGGUUUACUUUCACCUGCAGCUGGUGCAAGAAUGACUGUUGCAGAAAGCUUAUCAAAUUUGGUUUUUGCUAAAAUAUCUUCUUUAGCUGAUGUUAAAUGCUCAGGAAAUUGGAUGUGGGCUGCUAAAUUGCCUGGGGAAGGGGCUAAGUUAUUUGAUGCAUGCAAAGCCAUGUGUGAUAUUAUGACCAUUUUAAAUAUAGCGAUAGACGGUGGUAAAGAUUCUCUUAGCAUGGCUGCUAGGGUUGGAAAUACUACAAUAAAAUCUCCUGGCACUUUGGUGGUAUCUACAUAUGCUCCAUGUCCAGAUGUGAGAAAGCAUGUGACGCCUGAUUUAAAAGCAGGUUCUCUUAAAAAUGAAUGCUCAUUGAUUUGGGUAAAUUUGUCAAGUGGUAAAUUCAGACUAGGCGGUUCAAGCUUAGCACAAUGUUUUGGCCAACAAGGUGAUAUAUCUCCUGAUGUUGAUGAACCAAUUAAGCUGAAGAAUGCUUUUAAUAUUACACAAAAUCUAAUAAAUGAUGGCAAGAUUCUAUCUGGGCAUGAUAUCAGUGAUGGUGGUUUAAUAACAUGUAUUCUUGAAAUGGCAUUUGCUGGAUUGUGCGGACUGAAUAUUAAAAUAUCUGUUCCUCAAAGUAUCAAUGUCUUGGAAUUAUUAUUUGCCGAGGAGAUUGGUUGGGUUUUAGAAGUUAAAAGUGCAGAUUUUGAGCAUUGUUUAAAAUUAUUCAAAUUGUCAGCUAUUGAUUGUCACUAUAUUGGGCAAAGCAAAUCAUCUGGCAUGCAAAGCUCAGUAAAGAUUUCAGUGAAUAAUCAAACUUAUUUAGAAAGCACAGUUAUUGAUUUGAUGAAAAUUUGGGAAGAAACCAGUUACCAAUUAGAACUCCGACAAGCCAAUUCCGAAGUAGUUAAAAUGGAAUGGGACAAUCUUGUUCUCAGAAAAGAACCAGAAUAUAAAUUAACCUUUGAUACUGAUACGGAAAUAAAACUUAUGAAAAUUGUUUCACCAAUUCGAGUUGCAGUAAUUAGAGAAGAAGGGUCAAAUGGGGAUAGGGAAAUGAUUGCUUCUUUAAUGGCUUCCAAUUUUGAAGUAUUUGAUAUAACAAUGGAAGAUCUUCUGUGUGACAAAAUUACAUUAGACCAAUUUCGAGGAGUAGUAUUUCCUGGAGGUUUUAGUUAUGCUGACACACUGGGGUCUGCAAAAGGUUGGGCGGCUAGUAUUCUAUUUCACAACAAAUUAACUAAGCAAUUUGAUAAUUUUGUUUCAAGGAAAAAUACAUUUUCAUUAGGAGUAUGUAAUGGUUGCCAACUUAUGGCUUUAUUAGGCUGGGUGAGUCCUGACAAGAAUCUUAAGAAGCAAAACCGUGAUAUAAUAUUAGAUCACAACAAGUCAGAAAGAUUUGAAUGCCGAUGGAGUACAGUAAAAAUAGCCUCAUCAAAUUCUAUUAUGCUUUCUGGCAUGGAAGGAUCUGUUUUUGGAGUAUGGGUAGCACAUGGCGAAGGUCGUUUCAGAUUUGAAUCUAAACAAGUGCUUGAUAGAUUAAAUGCUUCUAAAUCUAUUUGCCUACAUUAUGUUGAUGACAGUGGAUGUCCAACUGAACAAUACCCUUGGAAUCCCAAUGGAAGCCCAGGCGGAAUUGCAGGUAUCAGUUCUUUAGAUGGCAGACAUUUAGCAAUGAUGCCACAUCCUGAACGAUGCUCCAGAAUGAUCACUUGGCCAUGGCAUCCUGCAUCAUGGAAUAAUUUAAAAAAAUCCCCUUGGCAAAGAAUAUUUGAUAACGCUUAUUUAUGGUGUUCUAAUAAUGCAUAACAUAUACUCUAAAAUUGUUAUACUAAACUUAUCAUAAUUGUUAUGUUAGUGAUUUAUUGAAAUAAAAAAAAAUAAU
Ctenocephalides felis (cat flea) is the source of this 4210-nucleotide messenger RNA. It is a transcript of the gene Pfas, whose product is annotated as phosphoribosylformylglycinamidine synthase. Lineage: Eukaryota; Metazoa; Arthropoda; Insecta; Siphonaptera; Pulicidae. Gene Ontology annotation, biological process: 'de novo' IMP biosynthetic process. Gene Ontology annotation, molecular function: phosphoribosylformylglycinamidine synthase activity. The record is from RefSeq and is a predicted model, not a curated record.